CCUGUUUUACUCAUUAGAGCUUGUUCACAGAUUGUAAACUUCACAGAAGUCGUUUUGUGGCUUUUUUGUAGCUGCAGAACAUGUCCUGUAUUAGGUAUUAAGAAUCAUAGAAUGAAAUUAUAGCAGUAUCUACGACAACUUACAUUGUGUGGGCUAGACUAGACUAGACUAGACUACGACAGUACAACGUUGUCAAGACGUACAUCCUUCCAAAUCAAGCAGGUGUACAGCACUGAAGAAUGGCUGCUAGGGGGGUCACAGAAGAGGAGGGAAAGAGACCUAAAGGAACUUCUAGUGUGGGUCCACGACCUGACAGGAAAAAACUGGACAAGAGUGUGGAAGCCAUUGGACGGGCCAUUACUGACAAAGAGACCAGCCUGAAAUUGAUAUCCUGGAACCCCACUCAAAGUCUGAGUGCAGAGCUAGCCCAAUUGACAAGCCACCUAUCGGAGGCUAAAGAAGAAAAGAAGAACAACACUAUCCAGGUGGAGAAGAUUGAAGUGGAAAUUCAGAGCCUCGGUGCUGAUGUCAUCAAAAAGAAAAGCGAUGCAAGUACUCUGAUAGCUGGAGUGAGACACAAGACAGAGGAGAAAAUUGACGAGGCUAUCAGUAAACUAGAGGUUCAGUUGAUUACGAGGAAAUACUCUGCUCCUCAGGAGAGGAACAUCCAACACGAGAUCACCACUCUCACCAACUCUAAGAAGAGGCUGAGGGCCUAUUAUCAGUUGAAGAGUGAGAUUGAAGACAUGAGAACAAGACAGGAGUGUCUCAGAAAGAACAGAGAUGCUCUGUAUCGGUCCAACGGGAGUCUGAGGGAGAGGAUAGGGUCGUUGAAGGACCGCUCGACUGAGAAGAAGUUGGAGAUGGAUCAGCUCAAGGAGAUGAGGAAAGAAGCCUUCUCUCGCAAGGACGCCAUUGAGAAAGAGAUCUAUGAUCUGAAGCAGCAGCGUCGCCAGCUACAAGACGAGUUUCGUGCUGCACAGAUGCUCCACUCCCAGGCGGCCAAUGAGGAACGUGUGAGAGAGGUGGAGCGCCACACUGAGAGCAGGAGGGAGGAGAGGCUUGCAAGGCGGAGAAUCCUCCAGCAGGACCAGCUUCCUGUACCUCGUCCACAAUACCUUGAGGAGAAGUUGACCUGCAACACUCUGAUCUCCUACAUUGAGAAGCUCUGUCUAAGCCACUCCUCCAGUGACGACGCUACCCUUAACUCCUCUCCUAGUCUCAGCCGACCCACGGUGGACCAAUCUAACCCGUCUAGCCGACCUGGAGAGUUCCUACGACGUAAGGAGGAUGAGAGAGGAGAGGUCCUCAUACCAGCUGUCACUCGUAGGAAGAGCAAGAGGGACAGGCGGAGACACACCGUGUCUUCCACAGUUGGUAAGAGUCUAAACCACAAUGCCGCCACGAUCAGUCAGUUCAGCGUGAUAGGGCUGACCCCUCCCUACUCCAGUCUGGACCUCCCGUACAUCCGCACACAGCUGCACGAGAAGCUGACAUUCUACGCCAGCAAGAGUCAGUCUGGUUUGGCUCCCGAGUCUGAGGCUGGUGACUCUGGAGUGGGCAGUAUUGCAUGGCCUGAUGAUACUGACCUGCACACUCCCCUCACAAUCAGUCAGGAGGAUAUACCCAGCGAGACACUCUCACCAAGACGCUCCCUCACAGAGUCUAGUAAUGGCUUCCCCCACAAGUCCCUCGCUCCUGAACAAUCGUUGACUGACAGUCUGGUAGACCAAGCUGCCUUGAUUGCUAGUGGUCUGGUGUCCGCGUCAUCGGUCAGUAGUAGUCUCACCACCCAAUCUUCUACAUCAAGCACUGUUGCCAUGGUGGCAGCCAAUGGAGUCGAAGAGUGAGGUCAUGUGAUGGACAAUUGUCGUGAAUUGAACUCAUGCCUGAUUUUAACAGGUCUUUUAGCGUAGGUGUUAUUUGUGUACAACGGAGUAAUUGGCUGCUUAUUUUUAUUCCCGACCAGUCAAGUAUAAACAAACCCUUUAUAUUUGUGCAAUUUCACAAUAUAGCCAAGUCAUGUCAUUAAUUAUCUCAUCACCAAAGCUUAUUUAUAGGAGUCAUUUAAUUACUGUCAUGCAGCUUUCCACUAAUUAUUAUGUGUACAUUUGUGACAAAAUUUCACAUUUGUUUCGAUUUGAUCUUGAUAAUUUAUUAAUAUCCAACCAUCGAUUUUUGGGUCAACUUA
This is a messenger RNA of Halichondria panicea, 2191 nucleotides long. RefSeq lists its product as uncharacterized. The coding region runs from base 240 to 1850 and encodes 536 amino acids. The record is from RefSeq and is a predicted model, not a curated record. The transcript has 11 exons. Gene Ontology annotation, cellular component: nuclear outer membrane-endoplasmic reticulum membrane network; ribonucleoprotein complex; endoplasmic reticulum. Lineage: Eukaryota; Metazoa; Porifera; Demospongiae; Suberitida; Halichondriidae. Gene Ontology annotation, biological process: intracellular mRNA localization. Gene Ontology annotation, molecular function: mRNA binding.